AGGAUUCUGCGCAAAGCGGAAGGAAGAGGCUUCUCAUUAAAAUGAUUUGAAUUGGCAACAAGUAUCAAGAUGGAGCAGUUCCAGCGUGCCCACAUGGUGGCUCCAGCAGCUUCCACAGCCACUGCACCAACUUCUACAAUGAGUGCAUAUACCUAUAGUGGAUUAGAGGAGUUCCUGGUGCCUGCUCCUGUUCAAGUUGACAUUGGGAACAAUGUUGCAAGACAAAUAAGUCAACAGAUACAACAUGUGCAAUUCACAAGUGUUUCACAGAUGCAGCCAGUACAGUUAACUACUGCUACCACUAACCCCUCAUCAAGAACUUCCCAAAGUCCAGCACUAGGAACACAUGUAGGAACAUCUGUUGAACCUUCACCACCAGCGAAGUCUUCAUCUAGAUCACGUGUAAGAAGUGGUACUGGAGAACGUGUCGUUUGCCCAGAAUGUGGAAAAUCUCUAGCAUGUGGACCAAAUCUUACUGAACACAUGCGCACACAUACUGGAGAACGUCCAUUUGUUUGUCAUGAAUGUGGGGCUUCCUUUGCUGCAAAAUCAAAUCUUAGAACUCAUAAACGAUUGCAUACAGGUGAAAGACCAUACAUGUGUGGUGUUUGUGGUAAAACUUUUUCACAAAGCUCUCAUUUGCCAAGUCACAUGCGAGUUCACACUGGGGAAAGACCAUAUGAGUGUCCUGAGUGUCCUAAAUCAUUUUCAUCUAGCACGACCUUGAGAAAUCAUCUUCGUAUACAUAGAGGAGAUUGCCCAUUUAAAUGUGAAUACUGUGGUAGAGGAUUUGUGUGUAAAUCUUGGCUUCAAGAUCAUUAUAAAGUACAUACUGGAGAAAAACCUUUCCAGUGUGACAUUUGUAAUAAGUGGUUUAAAGAUAAAUCGUAUAUAACUAAACACAAAAUGAAAUAUUGUGGCAAUGAUGGCUAUAAGAAGAGAUGGAGACGUCCAGGAGUAAAGAAACCACCAGGGAGAAAACCAGGUGGUAUAGCAAAGGCCAAAGUAUAUGAGGAAGAGGAUGCUGACCAACCAAAGCGUCCAAGAGGCCGUCCAAAAGGGUCAAAAAACAAAAGGGGAAGGAAACGAAAGCCAGUGAAUGUGAAGAAAAAACGAAGUAAUGCAGCAACAGAUUCUGAUGCUGAAUUUGAAGAGAUGCUUCAAGAACACGAGUCAGAGAGACCAGAGGGAAGCAAUUCAGAAAAACUAGAAGAUGGUGAUGGUAAAGAAAGAUUAACAUUGUUAGAUUCAGACAAACAUGAGUUUUUAGAUUCUGAAAGACAGGAAUUACUUGAAGCAGAGAGGCAAGAUAUGCUUGAAAUAGAAAAACAAGAAAUACUCAGUUCAGAAGUAGAUGGCACAACCUCGAUUCAGGAAGAACCCUCAGUUGAAGAUGUUAAAGGGUCUUAUUUACACCUAAAUGCUAUCAGACUAAGUGACACACACCAGCAUGAGGACCCUCGGCAAGAUCACCGACAGGAGCAGAAACACCACCAUUACCAGCAGCAGUAUCAGUUUGAAGCCUCUGCUGAUCAGUCAACAUCAGAAACUCAUUCUGGAAAGAACAGCGAGUCGCUCUCUUUACAACAUAUUCCUAUGGUGCAGCUACAUGUUCACAUGCCCCAUAAUUCAUUACCUACUCAUGUUCAGCAAACUCACAUGCAGCAAAAUCAUGUUCAUCAGUCAAUUUCUCAACCUCAGAACCUUGUGCAGCCCCAAAACCUAACACAGUCCCAGAAUAUUGUACAGCCCCAAAACCUUGUCCAACCACAAAACCUUGUACAGCCACAAAAUCUUGUUCAGCCUCAGAACUUAGUGCAGCCCCAGAAUCUUGUUCAACCACAAAACCUUGUUCAACCACAGAAUCUGUCUCAGUCAGAAAGCCUGAAUCAACCACAAAAUCUAUCACAACCACAAAAUCAUUCUCAGCCUCAUAAUCUCUCACUAUCUCAGAGUCUUUCUCAGCCACAAAAUCUUUCUCUGGCUCCAAAACUAGUUCAGUCCCAUAGCAUGCAUCAGCCCCAAAACUUGUCACAGCCCCAGAAUCUUGCUCAGCCACAAAAUUUAUCCCAGCCACAAAAUCUUUCUCAGUCCCACAGUCUGUCACAAACCCAGUCAAUGUCACAACCACAGAAUCUUUCUCAGUCACAAAAUUUAUCCCAGACUUCAAAUAUGUCUCAACCCCAAAAUCUAUCGCAGAAUGAUAAUUUGUCUCAGCCCCAGAAUCUCUCACAGCCUCAAAACCUUUCUCAGCCACAGAACUUAAGUCAAACACAUGUUUCAUUACAGGAUCAUUUAACGCAGCUAAACCAACCUCACCAGACCAUACAUAUGGUUUACUAUAACCCAUACCCUGUAUUUAGCCCACGCCUCCCAUUUCGUGAACCAUGGAUUUAUAGUAACACUGAUUUGCUUGUGUCAGCAGUCACAUUCAACAUAGGCACAUUCUUAAAAACUAUUACAACUUUUAUUGUUAUAUGGCCUUUCCCAGUAACCACGAGCAAAUGCAAUAAUGCCAGCAAUAACCACGUCUCUUAUUGCUGCGAUAACGAAGGAAUUUCGGCGUCGUGCAGCUUUGAAAACGUUUCAUUCUGUGAAGUGUCAGUGAUGUACAGUAACCAUAAUCAAAUAACUAGAAUCCCCUUUCGAAGACCAGCAUUACAUUCCAUUUCAAGUGCCGGCGAUUUCGCACAGGCCGGAUAUGAACGAGUAUACGUGAUGAUCUUCUUAUUUGAUGAGAUACUUCCGGUAAAGCUUCAUCCCACCAGAGUAUUGGAACCUUCACGUUGCCAGCUCUUUCAAGAUGGCGGCGGCUUCCAAGGCUUCUUUGUUCGCGAAGGCUUCCGACUACUCCUAUCGGGCGGUGUGACAAAAGCUGAAUAUUUCGCUAAUCCUGCCUGGAUCAUUGCGUGGCUGGUGAUGAGAGGGGUCAAGUUCUUGAUCUUUGAUGCACAAAUUUCUCUACUAAGGAAUACUACCACAAAAAAUCAACUGAUAUACCAAACUACUGUAAAAGGACAGUGGACGCAAACCCCCCUCUACGCCUCCUUUAUAAGCACUUUGUGCCAAAUGCCGCCACAAUUUUAUUAUAAGGAUUUGUCUCAUAUCUUCAGUGUAGAAGAUGAAGUGAGAGGAGCAGGGGCCCUAGAGUGGAGUGUCACCAUGUGUCAGCAUUUAAUCCUGAAUAAGCAAAUUGGAAGCCAGCAUCAGAAACAACCUGAUAUCCCAUACUUACACAAGCUCUGCUCAUUUAAUUUUGCAGAUGAAGUGAGAGGAGCAGGGGCCCUAGAGUGGAGUGUCACCAUGUGUCAGCAUUUAAUCCUGAAUAAGCAAAUUGGAAGCCAGCAUCAGAAACAACCUGAUAUCCCAUACUUAUAUGUAGCCAACCUGCUGGGAAGAAUUUUAUCUUGUAACAAUACUGACCAUUGGCAAGAUACAAGAUGGAGCAAAGUCAAAAUACAUCGGGCACUGUUGAUAUUGCAAGACAAAUCAAUCAGCAAGUGCAGUUGCAGUAUGGGAGUCUUCAAGCAGUUCCUGCUCAGCAACAUCAAUCAUGUGGCCCAUCAUCCACAACACCAUCCUCCACCUCCAACACCUGAACCUCCUGUUACUCCCAAACCACCCAAACCUCGUGCCAGGCCAGCAAAUGGUGAGCGGGUUCCAUGUGCAGAGUGUGGGAAGACAUUUUCCUGUAAUGCCAAUUUGCGAGAUCACAUGAGGUUGCAUACUGGUGAGAGACCAUUUAGCUGUAGUGAGUGUGGAAUGUCAUUUGCUCAGCGUUCAAAUUGGAGGUUACAUAAACGUGUUCAUACGGGAGAGAGACCUUACAUGUGUGGCAUAUGUGGAAAAACCUUCUCGCGUAGCUCCCAUUUACCAGGUCACAUGAGAGUUCAUACAGGGGAAAGACCAUAUUCCUGCGAACAUUGUGACCAUGCUUUUGCAUCGGCUCAAGCGCUAAAAAAUCAUGCUCGUACGCAUACUGGAGAGAAGCCAUUUGUAUGUGAAUAUUGUCAGACUGCUUUCACACAUAGUUCAUCAUUAUCUUCACAUAAGAAAAGGUGUACUGGUGAAAAGAGAAAACGUGGUAGACCAUUAGGAAGUGGUAGAAAAGCUUACCGGAAAAAACCUACUGGAAGACCUCGGGGAAGGCCAAGGAAGAAAGUCAGGUAUGGAAAGAGAGGUCGAAGGAAGAAUCCUGUUAAUGAAGAUGCAGCCAUAGAUUCAAAAGAAGGAGCAAAAACGUUGAUUAAGGCUGAGAUCCAUGCUGACAGCAAUGAUGAUGCUCAAGGGGCUGGACAACCAACUAUUCAGGCAAAGGAAGAACUUGAAGAAAUUCCAACUGUUGAAAUUGAUCCAGAGUCCAUAAAUGUGGAGCAUGGUGACUUGGAUGCUGAUCCCUUAGCACUGGAUGAAACAAUGUCACAUGAGGAGGUUCUUAAUCAAGAAAGUAUACCUCAGGAAAACCAUCUCACCCAUGAAAUGGUGCGAGCCGAAGAAGUAGUGUCUGUUGCAGUGGCAUCAGCCGGACUAGAGGAAACGAGUGAUUUGCAUCAAGAGGCAGCAGUUGCUAUGGCUGCAUUGCAUGAGGGAGCAGCACUUAACUUAGCUCAUCACCAGCUGCCUCAAGAAACCUAUGUUGAAAGAGAUGCUUCUCAUACUAUGUGGUAUCCAAAACAACCUUAUUAAGUUGUGUGAUUGUCUUAUACAGAUAUCUUCAACAUAAUUUUUCCCCCAAACUUAAUCUUUUCUUUUCAUUUAGUAAUUUUCACCUUGAAUAAUAGAUAUUGGCAUGAUUUCCUUCACUGACCCAUAUCCCACAAUGCGGUGGCAAUGACCAAACAUGAAGUGGUCGUGGAAUUCCAGAAAAAAAAAGAAUGUCAUUUAGUGUAUGAUACACUGUUCCAUAUGGAACAUAUGGUUUUACUUUUAAUAUUAUUUUUGUACUGAACUAAUAACUGCUUAUGUAUUUUGUAGGCAAGUUUCACAAUGAACAUCAGGAGGAAAUGCCUUGUAAAUCGUUGAACUUUUAUAGAACUUUAUAUGUAUAUAUAUAUGUAUAUUUUUUUGUGAUCCUUGUAAAGCUUGAAAGAAAGAAAAAAUUGUUAUAUGAUUUAUGCAAGCUCAUUACUUCCACAUUGUGAAACUAUUGCUCGUUCAGUUUUUUUAGUUUAUAAGAAGAGAAAAUAAGAUAUUUUACUCCUGACCAAUCAACUGUUGUACAGUGAGGAAAUAGAUAUUGGAUUUAGUUGAAUUGUAGUAAGUCACUUCUAAUAUGCGGUCCUCAUCGUAUGAAUUGAAAUUAAUUCCUAUCGUAACAAUGACUGUUAAACAUUGAUAUUUCAGAUAUACAAAAAGUUAUUGUUUGAAAGCUGAAUAUGUAGUUUCUCACUUCUGUCAUAAUAAAUCUUGAGAAUUUUU
This is a messenger RNA of Penaeus vannamei (Pacific white shrimp), 5418 nucleotides long. The record is from RefSeq and is a predicted model, not a curated record. NCBI's taxonomy places the organism in Eukaryota, Metazoa, Arthropoda, Malacostraca, Decapoda, Penaeidae.